Cavenderia fasciculata is the source of this 1905-nucleotide messenger RNA. RefSeq lists its product as uncharacterized. The record is from RefSeq and is a predicted model, not a curated record. Gene Ontology annotation, molecular function: protein binding. The coding region runs from base 1 to 1905 and encodes 634 amino acids. NCBI's taxonomy places the organism in Eukaryota, Evosea, Eumycetozoa, Acytosteliales, Cavenderiaceae. The transcript has 5 exons.
AUGACGACUACAAUAACAUUUCACUCAAUAUUUAGAGAUAAAUAUAUUAGACAAUUGAUAUUCAAUCGGAUAGAUGAUGAUAAUCUUGGAGGAUCAUUAAAAGGAAGAGAUAUCAUCAAAUUACCUCGACUCGAAAUGAUAUCAAAGUAUGCAAUGCCUUGGCACUUUCUAUGUCAUUAUCUACCAUCGGAUUGUAAUCAAAUACUACUUAAUAGAAGAAGAUUAGCUAUCACUCAAUACUGUUGUCAUCGUAAUGCAACAUUGGAUACACUUACUCAUCUUGUGGAAUGGUCAACUGACUUUGAAUUUAAGUGGCAGUACUUGAACAAAACAAUCAAGAAACAAUACAUACAUUUUAGUCAAGAGAUAUUGGAAUAUCUAAUCAAGAGAUGUAUGCAUAGGAAUCAUGAUUUUUUCGAGAAUGCUAUGAACAUUGCAAUCAAGACCAGUUAUCUAUCAAUUGUAAAGAUGUUACACUCGACCAAAGGUAUAAAACUCAAUAGUGGACACAUGUUUUUGGCUUGUGGAACAUCUUCAAUUGAAGUAGUAAAGUAUAUACAUGAUAGUGGAGUUACUAAAUGUAAAGAUGCAAUGAAUGAAGCUGCAAAAAAUAGUUUAGAGAUUGUAAAGUUUUUUCAUGAUAAUAGAACUGAAGGUUGUUCAGAGAAUGCAAUGAAUGUUGCCGCACUUAAAGGUAAAUUAGAUAUAGUAAAAUUUCUUCACUUCAAUCGUAGUGAGGGAUGCACAACCGAUGCUAUAGAUUCAGCAUCGAUGAAGGGACACAUUGAAAUUGUAAAGUUCCUUCAAGAACACCGUAGUGAAGGUGCGUCAACUUGGGCUGUUGAUUGGGCAUCAAUGAGUGGUCACAUUGAUGUAAUAAAGUACCUUUAUGAGCACUCAAUCCAAGGUGAAACACCCAUGAUGUGGGCAUCACAAAAUGGCUCCCUAGAUCUCUUAAAAUAUCUUUAUGAAAAUCAACCCUCAAAAAGUGAUACAAAUGUUGAUGAUGAUGAUGAUGACGGUGAUGAUGAUGAUGAUGAUGAUGAUAUCGAAAUAGAUCGUGAAGUCAUAUCAAAUGGAAACAUUGAAAUGGUAACUUAUCUUGUUGAAACUGUCAAAGCAAAAUGUACAAAAGAUGGUUUGUUGGCAGCAUUGGAAUACGAUAAAUUGGAUAUUUUCUAUUAUCUCUAUGACCGUUUCUUGAGUGCUGACAGUACUAUUUGGACGAUAAAUAACAUUAUUAAUGAAGCUGCUAGAUAUGGUCACAUUGAAAUUAUAAAGUUUCUUCAUUUCAACAAAACAAGUGAAAGUGCAACAACAGAUGCUAUGGAUUAUGCUGCUCGAUUUGGACACAUUGAAAUUGUCAAGUUCCUUCAAGAGCAUCGUAGUGAAGGUGCAACUAUGUGGGCUAUGGAUUAUGCAGCUGAAAACGGCGACAUUGAAAUGGUAAAGUUCCUUCAUGAGCAUCGUAGUGAAGGUGCAACAACCAAUGCUAUGGAUUGGGCAUCAAUGAAUGGUGAUAUGGAAAUGGUUCAAUUUUUACAUGAUAAUCGUAGUGAAGGAUGUACAGAAAGGGCUCUCGAGUAUGCUUGUAUUUAUGGCCAUGUAGAAACAGCAUCAUUUCUGAUCGAUACCAGAAAUGUGAAAUGUAAUGAAAAUGUACUCCAAAAAGCAUCCAAUAAUGGGCGAUAUGAUAUAGUCAAGUUGAUUCUACCUCAAUUCAAAGAUAAAGAGGGAAUCGAAUCAAUUAAAAGAGUCAUUAAAACUAUGAAAUAUAAAUCCCACUAUGAAACCAAACAAUUACUCAUAGAUUAUUUAAAUCAACUCAAAAGUGAUAAUAACCAAGAAGAUAAUAAUAAUCCUUUAAAGAGCCUAAUAGGUUGGAUAAAGUCCACCAUUUUGUGA